Molecule: messenger RNA, 918 nt
Organism: Mesorhabditis belari
Lineage: Eukaryota; Metazoa; Nematoda; Chromadorea; Rhabditida; Rhabditidae
Source: the annotation of a GenBank genome assembly
AUGGGUGUAAUCGCCGUCCGUCUAUUCAUCACGAUUCUCCUCCUUUUCCAUCAAAUUUCAUCGUCCAUUCAACAAAGCGGUCAAGUGGAUCAAUUCACACCUCCGAAUGAUCGAGGUGAGAUUCUGUCUCGUGAUCGUCGUACUUUGAACUGUAAAAAGGAUUGUCCGGAAACCGUUCUCUUGGGAUCUUGUCAAAGAAAUCUGAAUCAAACCCAACAAAAACUCGUCGAGGCCCGAGGAAAAAUCAGCGGACUCGAGAGGGAAAUCGCAAGAGAGCGGAACGAAACGAAGGACAAAGACGUCGAGAUGAGUCGAUCGACAGCAAAAAUGGCUCAAAUCGAGGCGAAUUUAAUGGGGAGAAUCGCCGAGAUGAAAAGGAAGAACGACGAUCUCGAAGCACAAUUAAGAACUCAAAAUACGGAAGUGAGAGACGGGAAAGCCAGGAUUGGAGAGCUCGAAGGGAAAAUCAACGCAUUGCAGAGCAAGAACUCUGACCCGGAAACCCAAAUAAAUCGAACCAUGAAUUUCUUGGAUCUGUAUCGGGAUGGAUGGUCGUAUUUGGCAAAAACCGCUUCUUGGUACAAGGUUAUCGAUCAAGAUAUGAGAUUUGCUCAAGCCGAGGCAUAUUGUGCGAGUCGAAAGAGCCAUUUAGUCUCAAUUCACAGUCAGGAAGAGAACGAUUUUGUUGAGAAACUUGCGAAAGCUGUUAAUUCGAAUUAUGUGUUCUGGAUCGGACUGAAGAGAAAUCCAAACAAAGGAGAUGCUUUUGAAUGGACGGAUGGAAGUUCGGUGAAUUUCACGAAUUGGAAUGAAAGACGCUCGAAUUCGGACACCCACGCUUUUCUUGAUCGCUACGAGGGGAAAUGGGUGGCAUAUUCUCAUCCCUCUCAGCCUCGUUUUAUCUGCAAAAGGAGCUCU